CGCGUUCGAUCUGUUCUCCUAUCAUAUUUCACUCGAUGCGGCCUCGGACGAUUUCAGAGAUUCCACAGCGAUCCCGGACACAUAUUUCAAUUCAGGCGCGGUGGUGAAGCAGCUGGUCCACGUGUUUUGGCUGUCAUGUUAUGGGGACCCGGAUCGAAAUUUGUGUACUACAACCGUUCCCACCAGAUGACACUGCCCGGUGUCACUGCCUCCAACGGGCUUUGGGAGGUGCCUUUCGCUGCCCUCAAACAAGCGGGUUGCUGUAAGGGUUCCAAGGUCGAUUACGAGCACGGUGGUUUAUCUAUUCAUGACGGCCGGCUCGCCUUUGAGAUGAACGUAGGAGAUCCAAUCGCCUCAAUAUUCGCAACACCAGAUGUGAUUGUCAAAUGGUCCAAAAUGGUCCUACCAAACACACCUGACAUGAUUGAUAAGGUCGCUGAGCUAUCAAGGGAAAACGAAAUAGUCGAAUUCCAUAUGCGAUUUGAUGCAGCCGGUACAAUCGAGCCGUUGCCACAGGUUAUGCAGUCCGAACCUGAAUCUCCUUGA
Molecule: messenger RNA, 546 nt
Organism: Colletotrichum godetiae
Lineage: Eukaryota; Fungi; Ascomycota; Sordariomycetes; Glomerellales; Glomerellaceae
Exons: 2
Source: RefSeq, a predicted model, not a curated record